AUGACGGCCUGUUGCAUGCCUGCCGGCGACCGCAGGCGGCUUGAUUUUGUUUGCCGUGCCCGGGACGGGUCAGCCGCUUUCGGCCGAGUCGAACAGAAACUCCCACUCGCCAUGCCGUGCGACGAAGCAAGCCGCAUCCCGCCACAAGCGAUGCAAAUUGCCCUGCGGCGUCGCCUACGGCUGCCUCUACCUCUUUGCACCGGACGCUGCGGCCCCAACCCGGGAUGUGGUGGCGUCGUCGACCCUUAUGGCGACCAUGCCCUCGCUUGCCCGAGGACAGGCUUGUUGGCCAGACGCGCCAAAGUCGUCGAGCGCGCGUGGGUCCGCGUGGCGCGAGAGGCCGUCGGCGCCGAAGGUCAGGUCGUGCCACAGCAGUGGCUCGCCCAUACGACUGCAGCAGGCGUCCCUGCCGACGACCGCCGCCGCCUUGAUCUCGUCGUCUACGGGGCCACCGCCAACGGAGGAGCGCUGUGCUGCGACGCAACACUCGUAUCUCCUCUAACCAGAACGGGUCAUCCCCAUCCAUGCGCCGUGGAGGUUGACGGUGCCGUGCUGCAGGUCGCAGAGCGACGCAAGCGCUGCACGUACCCCGAACUCGCGAGGGGCGGCCCGCAGAAGCUCGUGGUCCUAGGCUCCGAGAUAGGAGGCCGCUGGAGCACUGCUGCGCAGCACUUUGUUUGCGACCUCGUCCGGCUCCGCGCUCUGCGUGCGCCGCCUGCCGUGCGCGCUGCGGCGUCCUCCGGCUGGGCAAGACGCUGGUGGGGACUUUCCGGUGCGGUCCAGCUCGCCGUGGCGAGCACAGCCUUGGGCCGAGCGUGGCCGGCUGCGCCACUGCCUGGGCCGAGCGACGGCCCUGCACUGGACCGCGUGCUCGACCUCGCCACCAAUGAAUGGCCUAGCCGCCUGCCCCUGCGGCCCUAA
This is a messenger RNA of Symbiodinium natans, 921 nucleotides long. Lineage: Eukaryota; Dinophyceae; Suessiales; Symbiodiniaceae. The record is from the annotation of a GenBank genome assembly.